CACGAGCUAGCUGAGCUGUUUGGCGGUGCAGAUAUCCUGACGGUGGUCAAAGCCGGAAGGAUACGAUGGCUGGGGCACGUGAUGAGGAUGCCGGACUCAUGCCCCACCAGGAAGGUACUCGUCAGCGAUCCGUUCGGCACGUGGUGGAGAGGAGCACAGCGAACACGUUGAUUGGAUCAGGUGAAGCCAAACCUGUCGGAGAUCGGAUGCAGCCAUGGAUGGUGAUGGUGGAUGGUGGAAAUACUGUCAAUGUGACAAUGCCUGACAAUUUGAGAUUUCUUGUACCUGCGGACAGUUAUCGUCCAAUGCUUACAAUCCACGUUAAAAACUCCACAACUGAAAUAUGAAAUACCAACUGGGAGUUUCGAUUUAUAGAUGAAAUCACAAUUGGCAAUACAGUAACGGUAUUUAAUAUGAAAAUCAUUGAUAUGAAAAAACGAGAAAAAACGGCGCUACGGAAUCUUCAACGACAAAACAAUGUCGACAAUCGAAACUUUUAUCGUUCUGCUUCUGGACGAUAUCGUGCCUAUAACAAUAAUUCUUCACGAAAAUUAUGUCGUCCUAGUACAAAGCAACCUACGACGAAAUCCGAAAUCAUUUUGGUCAUACAUAAACUCGAAAUGUAAUCAGAGACAAGCUGUUACAGUAAUUGAAUAUAAAGGAAAUACGGUUAUCACUUAGAAAAAGAUCAGCGAAAUUUUUUCGACCAGAUUUCGCGAUGUGUUUCUAUUCCGCGUACUAGAUCAGGACAGAAUAGACGAAGCGAUUUCUGAUACACCGAGUGAUUGUAUCGACGUACCUGAUAUCAUCAUUAACUACAAGACUGUGGAAGCGGCACUAUAGUAUAUAGCCGCCUUCGAUAGUAUAUCUCACGAUAUACUAUUAGCAAAGCUAAAUAAGCUGGGAUUCCCUACAAGGAUCCUCGUAUGGCUGCGAUCGUAUAUACCGUAUCAGACCGAUUAUAUGCAGUAAAAUUUCGUCAAGCGGUUUCGGAAACAUUCAAUUGCACACCAGGCAUCCCCCAGGGAAGUAAUCUAGGACCACUACUCUUCGUGUUACAUAUCAAUUAUGUGUCUUAUGUGUUAUGUGAAAUUUUUAAUGUAUGCCGACGACAUCAAAAUACAUGCAGCUUAUUAUUCAUUCAAGCGGCAUUAGAAUCGUUUAUUAUUUGAUGUAAUCGGAAUAUACCAUUGCUUUGCCUCGAAAAAAGGGUUAUUGUCACUCGUGCACGUACAAUGAUUUUGACAAACUAUACUAUUUACGGACAGUUACUACAACGUAAGCGUGAAAUUCGCUUCCUAGGAGUUACAUUUGACGAUAAAUUAUAUUUUAUACAAUACUAUGACGGGGGUUCUCAACGUACUAAUAGGACCCUAGGUUUAAUAUUUAAAAUUACCAGAGAAUUCAAUGAUCCAUUGUGUGUCAAAUCUUUGUGAUAUUGCAUACGCAGAAAUUUGGAAAACAAGAGAGAAUCUAUACAAUAAUUUACACGAUACGCACUUCGGCAUCUACCAUGGAAUAAUCUUAACUCACUUCCACCAUAUCGGUCACGUUCUCUUCUUCUAGGCUUAGAUACUCUUGCGAACAGGUGCAGAAAUGCCCAAGCAAUCUUCAUCGCUGGAGUGCUUUGUGGUAACAUUGAUGCGCCAGCAAUACUCCAGAAAUUAAGCAUCAAUGUACAUAGAUAGACGACGCGCCAUAGAUAUUUUCUGCGACCACAAUUUAGAAAUACCAGAUCUGAUUAGAAAUAUCAGAUACCAGAAUAUGGAUCAAAUGAACCGAUAUCAGCUAUGUCAAAAGUGUUAAAUGAACCGUACGAUUAUUUUGAAUUCCGUACGAAUAUUUUGAAGGCAUCUGCACAUUUAGAGAAAAAUUACGCUUUGUAGAAUAAAGCGGCAUCUCUGUGUAGUGUUUUUCAGUGUUUUAAGCUUAGUUUAGAGUUACUUGGUUUUGUUUAGAUUUAAGAAAGACGAGUGAAACCAAUGUUCGGUAGACUCGUGUAAAUAAUAAAAUUACAAAUUACAAAUUUGUGCGUUGAAAAAUUGUUGAACACAAAUGCAUUCAAUACCACAUGCGUUCUGGACUUCCCAAAGAAGAACCCUUAAUAUGCUUUCAGUCCCACCAAUAAGCAUGGUUAGGAAGAUAUCAUCGAAAAGUUUAAAAAAUGACAAUAGCAUGUCAAAUUGCUGGCGACGUUGAUUCACAAACAAAACAUAUCUUGUGUUGUUAAGCGAGUCGAACGAAUACUUAAUACCCAAUGACGCCCUUCAGUGAUCACCCUGCUGACCUAGUGCAGUGAUCGCCCUGCUGAUCCAGUGCAAACGAGCUAAGUCGUCAAGAAGAACUCACGUGUAUGUAUAAACCAUGAAUCAUUUAUUAUUUUGUGAAAAAUAUUUUGCAUUAUUGUAUCGGAAAAUCGGCCGGCAAAUGUUGCAUAAAGAAUCAAAACUUUACCUUUACCAAGUGAAAUCGAAAGUUCUUACCAGUCGCAACAUUAAAUUUCAAAUACAAAAAUUGAUUAAAAAAAUCUACUUCUACUGCUUGAGUUUUAAUAAAUUUCAUAUGUUGGGUUUGAAAACUAAGAAUGCAUUCCUAACAUUUGAUGUGUAAUCAAAAAAGAAAUCAACAUGGUCUAAUGUAUUUCAAAUCUAGUUACUCGAUUGUAAAAUGAAUGCACAGUGUAUUGCGGAGUACUGUGACUACCCCACAAUGAUGAAACGGUUACCAAUUCAUUCAGUCAGCUCUCUGAAUUCAACAAAAAGGGUAGUGGUGGGAACCAUCUGUAAAAUCAAGGUGGGAGAAUUGCUCUCGCUGCUGAGCUGUACCUGCAGUUACAUCAAAAAGCGCAAGGUAAUGGAUGCGCGAAAAGAUGCGCUAGAUGAAUGUGAACAGAGAAGGGAAAAAGACUGUUACACGAAUAGAUAUCGAAUAAAAGUUUUCAUCAUUCACGAACAUUCUUCUGUUAAUUGUUAUAGUGCAAAGACGUUAUUCAGCGCCACAUCUUGAUCUACUCCGUACCGUGGUGGACGGUAGUAACGACUGGACAAGUAGUUUUUACUAAUUUGUUGUGUGGCAAAUUGUUAGGGCAGUACAUGACUUGAAUUAGUAGUUAUAUGUUUUAAUGUGAAGUGCUAAAGUGUCGUGUAUCGUGUAUACUGUGAUUUACAGUGUUUUGUGAUGAAAAAGAAAAAACAAGAAUAAGCUCGUAGUAUCUAUAAAAUCGGCUUAAGCUCAUAGUUCGAAACAAUUUGCAAAUCAACUGUAUUCGAUUUGGCUACGAGAACUUCAAAGUGACAAUAGGAGACCGAGGAAAACUAGUAACUGAAUGCAUUAAGGCUUCAAACAAUUCCAUAAUAAUGAGUUCCAGUAAAAUAUAGUUUUGUACAUGGAAAACUAUAAACAUAACAGAAAACGUUACAUACAUCUAAACCCAAAUAUUCUACACUGCUAACGGUUGUUUUUCUACAGUACGCUUCUAUUUGAUUUGAUACGAGCAAAAGCUUCCACCAAAAUGAGCCCCUGUUCAUUAUUCAUACACCUAGUGUGUCCGGUUUUUGUAAUGAUAUCCGUACUUACAUCGAUCGAAGGCAACUCUAAAACCAUGCAGCGCAACCUCUUUCAUGUGCCAUCGCGACGAGCUCCUCGAAGUGCAUUGGUGCAGGAGAACGACGGUGGAACUGUAGCUAAUUCGUUUCCUGGUGUUGAGAUGAACAGUUACCAAGGUUUGGUUGGCCGGCCAGGCAUUGAUUUUCCGGUUCUUACGCAUAUUCCAAAAACCAUUUUUGACUGUAAAAGUCAUGGAAAUGGUUACUUUGCCGAUUUGGAAACGCGUUGCCAGGUGUUCCAUAUAUGCGAUGAUGGAAAGAAGAUCUCGUUUCUUUGUCCAAACGGUACGAUCUUUAGGCAGCUUGAUUUAAUUUGUGACUGGUGGUUCAAAGUGGAUUGCGCUGCAACACCGAACCAUUUCGCCGAAAGUACCGAAAUGCUAACUCAAGCCAAACGUGCACGUUUACAAAGCAAGCAUCCCGUACCCCAACCUAUCAAUCAAAGUGAUGAAAGACUUACACUAAGCAUUCAAGAUAAACGUUUGUUGUUAGGAAGCACAAAUGCUCAUCGCACUGCCAAAAUACCGACUCGUCAUAGGCUUGAAUUGAACAGACGUAUCGAUAGAACCAUCUCCGCAGAAUCAAUCGGAUUUGUUCCCGAUAGUUUAAAUAGAAAUGAUGAAACUACAAAAGGUAAAAUCGACCAACUAAAUGCAGCGGAUGAAAUACAAGACACUGCACAAAGUGCAUCUUUCACCUCGAUAGCAAAGAAAAUGUUCAACACGUAUUACGCACAAGAACAACUGAUUAAAGAUCAAACUAACGUCAACAAAUUAAAAGGAGUUGAGUCCAAUUUGGAAGAUUCACAUCGUGAUUAUCUUUCGGUAUUGUCAAAAGAUGGUAGAGAAGAGAAUAGCAGCAGCAGCAGCAGCAGCAGCAGCAGCAGCAAUAGGCACGCGAUGAACUACAUGCCUUACACAACUGCACGAAAACUGAAUUUAAACAGCAAAGUUACGCAAUUUUACACUCCAACAGUACCCACGUUCACUACCAGUACGAGAACAACGACGGUGGGGGCAUUAACGGAGGAUGCCAUGGUCACGACAAAGGCCACUGCAAUCAAUGGUUUCAGCAACGGUGGAACCGUCGAAUCCCACAGCUUCAGCAACCAAUUCGCUCAACCAAUACGGCGAGAGGGUACCACCACUGAUGAAGAGUCGAUAAUGGAUCAUGCCAUGGAAAUUAUGCAAACUAUCAAAAAUCUAAAAAUUGAUGAAUCUACAAGCAGUGGCAAUUCAGUGAAACGAACCAUAGAUGAUGUGAUGGGUAGUGCGUCCACCAACACAUUCAAUGGCCAGUCCAUUACGUUCUCUACGAUUGCGUCGCCAGUAAAAGCUUCAUUCGAGUUUUUGCAGCAUCCAUUAGGAGAUGGUCCGAACGUCGAGCGUUACAGAAGGAUGCGCAUUGUGACUGAUCGUAAGCCCAACGUUGAUGUUGGCCAUCGCUCGCUCCUUACGCGUACUACAUUGAAUGAAUACGAUCGUCUGUUUCAGUCGAGAAAUAACCAAAACAAUGGAAACCAUAUUGACGAUGUACACGGUCACGAUCACUUGGAAACGGAGUUCUACAUGGAUUCGCAAAUGGAACACGAUCUGGAAGGUCAAUCUUCAAGGUAUCCUGUGUUUGGAAUGUCAAAUUCAACACAAAUCCGUGAACUGGCACAAAUUUUUACUCACGCAUUGUCUGCCUACCUACAAGAUCCCGUGACAUUUCGGCGCAUAUUGACUGAAAUUCGCCCGAAAGCCCCAGGAACGCAAUCGACCAGCAAAUUGGUUACGUCUGAGCGGUCUGCUAUUAACGAAUUUGGGACUAGUCUGCUGGAAACUACUACGUAUUCACCUAUUGAUAAGGCUAUCCAACAUGCCAAUUUGCAAAAUGCAGAAAAUUUUGAAGUGCUAGACUUCUCCGACUUAGCGACAUCCACCACCACCGCUAAUCCUACAGAAAAUGAAACAACGGUUUUCGAUACAUCAACUAUUCCAACGACAACAACUGACUAUAAUACCGAUCAUAAUGAAGUGACGGGUAAACCAGAAGAUGUGUCAAGAAAGCAAGGUAAAAGUUUAUCUAUCAAAUUCAUAACUAACAGUCGUAAUCAACUUGCCGACGAAGUUAAUAGUGAACUAGGAACACCGGCUUCCUACAGCUAUUCAAACCGUUUUGCAGAACAUACAAGUUCAGAGGGCAAAGAAAUCAAGCUGGGAGAUGUAACGACAAGCACGUCAUCGUACAACAAUCAAGUGGAUACGAAUACGCCAACAAUUUCUAGCGUUCUACCAACAUCAUCAACAACUAAAUUCGUAACUGAGCCGAUACCAGCCCCGCAAUCUAUACUAAAACCGCCGAUAUUAUCAAACAGUCGGUUUUCCAUGGAAAUUAGACCAAAAACAUCACUGAUACUAGAGGAUGACGAACAAUUACAACGUGCACAAAGCGAAUCGAUCCUGUCCAGCCAAAACAAUCGCCCAAUAUACGAAAGAAACAAGUAUAGCGUCAUUAGUUUGCAUAAUUUUAGGGACAAUCCUACAACGAGGGAAACAUUUAGCACAUCAGUAAACAAGACGCCUACCGUUACUGUUCAGCCGUUCAUCAAUCUACAACCGGAGGCUAACGGGAUAGUGCCAUCGUCUCGUACUACGAUGUCUUAUACUGUAUUUUUUGAUCCAUUAACUAUUAAUGACGAGCUUAUGGAGCUUGAAAAACCUAAACCAACAGCAGCACAUACACCAGCGAUACAUAUUCCGCGCCAUUAUGGUUGGAACGGGACGUUGCUUGAGCCGGGUGCUACCACAUCUAAAGUAGCGAAGGGAGAUAAUUACACACAUUUGAUGAGCGAAAACCUGCGCGAAAAUGCUACGUUUAUGCAAAAGAAGGCAAAUGAAAUGUUUGGCGAUCUGAACGAUGUUCAAGCGGAUAAUCUUAUGACAGCAAUCAAAAUGGCCGAUAAGGAUAAAUCGAUGCGAAGAUUGAUUCUUCUUCUGAUACGUACUUGUGACGAUAGUCCAACAAAUACGAACGAAGAAUCACGCAAAGCUUUGCUAGAGGCUUUAAUCAACAUUGGAGGCGUAAUGAAUCCUGAAAGUGCUGACGAGCUGCGUAUCCUGUCCGAUAGCCAGACCCGGGAUUCAGAUCAUCGUCGUGGUAAAGAAAUUGGGUACAGCAGAGAUUCAAAUCUGUUGUACGAUGGUGUUCCUGUUAAAUCAACCACUCCGAAUAUAGCGGCAACGACAGAAAACUAUGCAAAAAUGUUAAGGGGCUCAAACGGUGGCAGCAAUAGUGAAGAGCGAGAAAGUCAAGAACGUUUCAACAGUGAGGAAUGGUCGAAAGGAAACGAUUUUCUAACCACGGAAGCUACAACGAAAAUGUAUUACUCCUCCGGUGAGGGCCAAACAAGCUACUUACCGAACACUGUCACUACCCAAGGCAGAUGGGCUUAUGGCUACGACGAUACACAUGAGACUCAACCUACUACGACCCCAUAUCCGUCCACAGUAAUGCAAACCACGGCUGAUAGUAGUUCAACGAUAUUUACUACGAUCACGGAACCCACCGCAACCCCUACAUUAGCAGUAAACCCAACUUCAGAAACAUCGGAUAACGUUAGCUCUACGACAAUUCAAACUACGGUUGACGCCAUUGAUACAGAAAACAGAUCCGUAGAGUCUUUAGAAUCUGAUACGUCUGCCGAACUUAAAAAACCGUUUAUCGUUUCACAGCGUUUGCCAAAAGAUCUCUCAAGUUCGCUAGGCUAUCCUUCAUCAAACAAAAACAAAUAUCAUUCCGCUCAUAAUUCCGAUACCCGUGCACUCGAACUUCUAAAAUCGCUUUACUCUUUAGCAGCGAGAUGGGGCUAAGCUAAAUUACUCGUUUGUACGUUUGUGUAAUAUAGACCAACGUAAAACUUCAGUUAUCAAUGUGUGGUUGAAAUAACAAAAUCACAAAAAACCAACAUUUUAAAAAAACCGUACUCAAAUAAUGUUAACACAGUAAUAGCCAAGUAUGCAGCAAUAAGCCAUGGUGCUAACGAAACAGGAUGAUUCAAGUGCAUGGACAGGAUUUUUGAAGGCAGAUGCUAGCUUUUAUGAUUAGUUUUUGUUGUGUAAUAAAUAAUCCGGCCAUAUUUAUCGUAUAUAAUAUUAAAACAAAUCUAGAAGCAAAGACAAUCUCACAGCUUAGGGAAGUUGUGUUUAAGCUAACGGAAGGAAUGAAAAAUUUAACCUGGAACUUUGCAACUUGUUAUAUAUAUACAUACAUAUUUAUAUAUUAUAUUACAUUAUAGAUAAUAUUUCAUAAAUUAUUUAAACUCCGUAAUAAUCAUUCUACCAUCUGUAACUGAACAAUUUUAUAAAGAUUUUAAAUUAAAAAUUUGUUGACAGUACAAAAAGCAGCGUUUGUAUAUCUUUCAAAACUCCAAAAGUGGUACCAUUUUCAUAUAUACUAAAUUGGUAGCACUUUGGUGUAAAACAUAACUUUAAAAUACAUUAAAUGAAAUGCAAUAUUUUUUUUUUGUAUAAUAUAAGAGGUUUUUUACUUCUUAUGAUUACGGUAAGUUGAGGUAAGUAUUAUAACCUAUUAUUCUUAUUAAGGCAUUUAAUUAUGUGAGAUACAGUUUCAAUGGGUUUAAAUAAAUAAAAUAUCUGGAUCGAAGAUUGAUCGAGAUUGAUCUCAGAUUGGAAAUGAGAACGCUGAAUCCUGCAGUGGAAUGCGAGCAAAGUUGUGAGGGGGAAUUGCCCUCAGCGACAUGUUUGGAUCAGAGAAUCGUUUGGCCUUGAGAUUCGCCUUCUCAUUACCACGGCUAAGCAGGCAUCCAAAUAAGCGACAUUCGAAAUGCUUCAUUAAACAAGAGCAAAAUAUCAUAGAGUUUACGGGUAAACAAAUAUCAUAUUUGACUGAAAUAUCAUAUCAUAUUUGAUGAGCCCGCAAAAGCUAGCUUUGCCUUAAAAAAAUAUGUGUUGUAUUUCGGGGGAGGAAAUUAAUUUUGUCACCACACGGGAACUUAAGCAGUAUUGAGCAGUUAAUGGUUGUUUAUUCAACAAGAGCUAUGGCGCGACCCAAAUAAACCGGGUGGGGCUAAAAUGAACAAAAUAGCGUGUAUUCUGCUCUAAAUUCCAUAUCUUGCUAGCUCGCAAUCAUAGGCAUUUUGUGACGUCACACACUGCGACUUCUGUUUAAAUAGGUUUAUGGUUUAUGGUAAUUACCAUAAAAUUCGCCAGAUCGUCCUUAAUUAUCAACUCGCAUGAUCGGUUAUUGCUGUCAACAU
Messenger RNA from Anopheles funestus (African malaria mosquito), 8865 nucleotides. RefSeq lists its product as uncharacterized. Gene Ontology annotation, cellular component: extracellular region. The record is from RefSeq and is a predicted model, not a curated record. The transcript has 6 exons. Lineage: Eukaryota; Metazoa; Arthropoda; Insecta; Diptera; Culicidae. Gene Ontology annotation, molecular function: chitin binding. Bases 3512 to 7459 code for a protein of 1315 amino acids.